Drosophila hydei is the source of this 2852-nucleotide messenger RNA. Its product is annotated as 25S rRNA (cytosine-C(5))-methyltransferase nop2. The record is from RefSeq and is a predicted model, not a curated record. The transcript has 4 exons. Gene Ontology annotation, molecular function: RNA binding; rRNA (cytosine-C5-)-methyltransferase activity. Lineage: Eukaryota; Metazoa; Arthropoda; Insecta; Diptera; Drosophilidae. Gene Ontology annotation, biological process: rRNA base methylation; maturation of LSU-rRNA. Gene Ontology annotation, cellular component: nucleolus. Bases 254 to 2782 code for a protein of 842 amino acids.
AUGCAGCUGAGCGCUAAUAAUACGAGACGGUAUCUGUUUGUAAAUUGGCUUUGUCGAAUGUUAUUUUGGCCUUGGCGUACUAAGCAAGCAUAACUCCUUUGCAUUUCAUGACACGAUAGUUGUUAUUUUUCUACAUAUUUUGUCUAAUAUCGGCGCAAGUCAGUGUUGCGAAACUCCAUGUGAGAUACUGCACGUGGAGGCACACAUUUUUUCAAAAACAUUUUUCACUAGCGAAGCGUGGAGGGACUGAAAUAUGGGACGCAAAGCUGAAUAUAGUGAAAAACAAAAGAAAGGGCCAGGUCGAAAGGCGCGCAAACAGGGAGCACCAAAGUUUCCGAAGAAAUCAUUUGCGCCGCUCGACGAUGAGGAUAAGAGAUUGUCACACCGUCAAAAACAGCGCGUUGCCAAGCGGGAACAAAAAAAGGUAGUGCAGAAGGCGAAAUUAAAGGAUAAACGUGCACAACAGCCUCGUAAACAGAAAAAGUAUCACAGCGAGAGCGAGAGCGAGCCCGAAGCGAACCAACCGCCAGAGUCAUCAGACGAGGAAGUGCCGCAACUUGUGCCAAUCAAAAAACAAAAGUCAAAUGGCUUCAAAAAUGACGAUAAUGAAUGGCUAAAGUUGAAGUCGAAAAAGCAGCAGAAAGCGAAGAAGCAAGAAUCAGAUGAGGAACUAGAAGAGGAACAAGAGCCCGAGAAUGAAUUUGAAUCUAGUUCGGAAGAAGCGGAAGACGAUGAGGAAAAUGAUGUAACCGAUGGAGAAGAGGAGGAAUCAAUUGAUGAGGAUGAUGACGAAGCUCAAGUCGGUAAAUUGGACGAUCUUUUUGAUGACGAUGCUGAAGAUCAAGCAACCGAUGAAGAAUCAGACAAUGAAGAUGAUGAUGAUGAUGAUGAUGAUGAUGAUGAUGAUGAUGAUGAUGAUGAUGAUGAUGAUGAUGAUGAUGAUGACACAUUGCCUAUUGAGCGUGCUAGCAAAAAACUUAAGAAGCGUCGGGACAAAGAUGAUAAAUUGGCACAGGAGGAAAUGCAGAUGUCUGUCGAUCAGUCGGAAGUGUUCCAUUUACCAGAGCCCGGCGAAGAUGCUGAGAAGGAGCUAUCUUUACAGGAUGUCCAACAGCGUAUUAAGGAUAUAAUACAGGUACUCUCGGACUUUGGCAAAUAUCGGCAGGAAGGUCGUGCACGUAGCGAGUAUGUUGACCAGCUCCGUUUGGACCUAUGUUUGUACUACAGCUAUAAUGAGUUUCUUAUGUCGAAGCUCAUGGAUAUAUUUAAGUUGAGCGAUCUUAUGGAGUACUUGGAGGCGUCUGAGGUGGCGCGUCCGUUAACUAUACGCACAAAUUCUCUAAAGACACGUCGUCGAGACCUUGCUGGCGCGUUAAUUAAUCGUGGCGUCAAUCUCGAUCCGCUGGGCAAGUGGACAAACGUGGGCCUUGUCAUAUUUAAUUCAACUGUUCCACUGGGCGCCACGCCUGAGUAUUUAGCUGGUCAAUAUAUGAUACAGGGUGCUUCGUCGAUGCUGCCAGUGAUUGCGCUGGCUCCGCAGGAGAACGAGCGAGUGCUAGAUAUGUGUUCUGCACCUGGUGGCAAGGGAUCACACAUAGCUGCCGUUAUGAAGAACACGGGCGUGUUAUUUGCCAACGAUGCAAACCGGGAUCGCAUCAAGGCCGUUGUUGCCAACUUUCAUCGCUUGGGCAUUGUGAAUGCUGUUGUUAGCUGUGAAGAUGCGACCAAGUUUAGAAACAUAAUGACGGGCUUUGAUCGUGUGCUGCUCGAUGCGCCAUGCACUGGCACAGGCGUUGUCUCCAAGGAUCCUAGUGUAAAGACAACUAAAUCGGAGAUCGAUGUACAGCGAUGCUAUAAUUUGCAGCGCAAGCUUUUGCUUACCGCCAUCGAUUGCGUGGAUGCUAAAUCUUCCACCGGUGGAUAUGUUGUAUAUUCCACUUGUUCAGUACUGCCCGAGGAGAAUGAAUGGGUCAUCGACUACGCUCUUAAGAAGCGAAAUGUUAAGCUUGUGCCUUUAGGUAUUGAUUUUGGUGAACCUGGCUUUACCAAGUUCCGCCAGCAUCGCUACCAUCCCAGCUUAAAUUUGAGCAUGCGCUUUUAUCCGCAUACAAACAAUAUGGAUGGCUUUUAUGUGGCUAAACUGAAAAAGUUCUCAAAUACCAUUCCCAUCACUAAGGAGCAACAAGAAGCGGAUGAGAAGCAGUUAGAUGAAGCACUUGCAUCAGAUCAGCCUGAAUCGAAUACGGCAGAAACUAAGGAAGAGGAGGCAACGGAACCCAUUGAAGGAUCCCGAAAAACGUACGGAAAACGUGCUGGCAAGCCCAACCUUACGGACGUAGAACAUGACCUAAAAAAGAAAAAGCUUGAACAAAGUAAGACGAAAUAUGUUGCCAAGGUAUUUGAGAAGCCCAUCAAAGUGACCAACAAGGCAAAGAAAGAGCAGACGGCGCCUGACUCUGCCGAGAAAAAAGAAAACACCGUUGCUACUUCCCCAAUAGUCAAAAAUAAGCAGACGACACCACAAUCGAAUGGCAAUAAGAAACAGAAAGUGCUGAAAAAUGAGCAAAAAGCUACGGCGCAAAAAAAUGAACACAAUGCUAAGCCAACGUCUAAAUUAACUAAGAAACUUUCACAGGCGCCGAGAGUGGAUAUAGAUGAACUGCCAUUGCUGGAAGGAAAGCCCAUCAAAAUGCAAAACAAACUGAAAAAUAAGUCAAAGCAGUUGGGGCAGUUGAAAAAAUCCAAGAAGACAGUCGACAGAAAGCAAAAGCUUAAAAAAUAAUCUGAAAUAUAAAUAAGUUUUUUAAAAAGUUGAUGGCGGGUUUGUUGCGAAACUUAAAAUAUGUAAUAAA